This is a messenger RNA of Sclerotinia trifoliorum, 2850 nucleotides long. NCBI's taxonomy places the organism in Eukaryota, Fungi, Ascomycota, Leotiomycetes, Helotiales, Sclerotiniaceae. The record is from the annotation of a GenBank genome assembly.
ACCAAAAAAAGGACGCUAAAAAUGACAUUUUUUCCCUUGUGGCCCGCCGUUGAUUUAUAUUUUCUCCCUCCAUCCUCUCAAUCUUGAGAAACUUUAUACAUUUUUCUACCAAUUCCUUCUUCUCCUACCUAAUCCAAUUCCUUCUGCAAUUAGGUUUUUUAUUCUACAGAAGUGAUCAAGAUGUUUGCUUCCAGAAUUUCCAGAGCUGUAAGUUUCUUGUAUUAAGUUCGAGUUAAAAAGCAUUACAUUAUCAAUAAAUUGCUAACUUUUCCUGGUCAAAUAGCUUCCAAGAGCAACAUCAUCCGUCACACGAUCAGCACCUCUUCGCACACCAUUAGGAUCCUCGUUUACCAGACGAUGGAACUCAGAUGAUGCGGAUAAAAAGGUUAAGGGACCAGUCAUUGGUAUUGACUUGGGUAUGUCCAUUCUAUGCAGUGGCAAGCGGGCUUGUUCGAAUUGCACAUUAACAUUUUGUUAGGUACCACUAACUCAGCGGUCGCUGUGAUGGAAGGACAAACUGCAAAGAUUAUCGAGAAUUCCGAAGGUGAUUUUUCCGCACUUCGUUGCUUUUGACCCCGCGCUGACUCGAUUAACAGGUGCCCGUACAACCCCAUCAGUGGUAGCUUUCGCACAAGAUGGUGAGAGAUUAGUCGGUGUAUCCGCAAAGCGUCAAGCUGUUGUCAACCCAGAGAACACUUUGUUCGCCACAAAGCGUUUGAUCGGAAGAAAGUUCACCGACGCUGAGGUUCAACGUGAUAUCAAGGAGGUCCCAUACAAGAUCGUCCAACACACAAACGGAGAUGCUUGGGUUUCUGCUCGUGGGGAGAAAUACUCUCCAUCGCAAAUUGGUGGAUUCGUUUUGCAAAAGAUGAAGGAAACCGCUGAGGCCUAUCUUACCAAGCCUGUUCAAAACGCCGUCGUUACCGUUCCUGCUUAUUUCAACGAUUCCCAACGUCAAGCCACCAAGGAUGCUGGUCAAAUUGCCGGUUUGAACGUUCUCAGAGUCGUUAACGAGCCAACGGCUGCCGCUCUCGCUUAUGGUUUGGAGAAGGACGAGGACAAGAUUAUCGCUGUCUACGAUUUGGGUGGAGGUACUUUCGAUAUCUCCGUCCUCGAGAUUCAAAAGGGUGUUUUUGAAGUCAAAUCCACUAACGGAGACACUCACUUGGGAGGUGAAGAUUUUGAUAUCCACUUGGUUCGCCACUUGGUUCAACAGUUCAAGAAAGACUCUGGCAUUGACCUCUCCGGUGAUCGCAUGGCCAUUCAACGUAUCCGUGAAGCUGCUGAAAAGGCUAAGAUCGAGUUGUCUUCUUCCAUGCAGACUGAUAUCAACCUUCCUUUCAUCACUGCCGACUCUUCUGGACCAAAGCACAUCAACCAAAAGCUCUCCCGAUCACAACUCGAGAAGCUCGUUGAUCCAUUGAUCACCCGCACCAUCGAGCCAGUACGAAAGGCUUUGAAGGAUGCCAACCUCGCUGCUAAGGACAUCCAAGAAGUUAUCUUGGUUGGUGGAAUGACCCGUAUGCCAAAGGUCAGCGAGUCAGUCAAGUCCAUCUUUGGUCGUGAUCCAGCCAAAUCCGUCAACCCAGAUGAGGCUGUUGCCAUGGGUGCUGCCAUCCAAGGUGGUGUCCUCGCUGGUAACGUUACUGAUGUCCUUCUUUUGGAUGUUACACCAUUGUCUCUUGGUAUUGAAACACUGGGAGGUGUAUUCACUCGAUUGAUCAACCGAAACACUACCAUUCCAACCAAGAAAUCUCAAAUUUUCUCUACCGCCGCUGAUUUCCAAACUGCUGUCGAGAUCAAAGUUUACCAAGGUGAGCGUGAGCUUGUCCGCGAUAACAAGAUGCUCGGAAACUUCCAACUUGUUGGUAUCCCACCUGCCCACAGAGGUGUUCCUCAAAUCGAGGUCACUUUCGACAUUGAUGCCGACGCUAUCGUCCAUGUUCACGCCAAGGACAAGUCUACCAACAAGGAUCACUCCAUCACCAUCGCUUCCGGCUCUGGUCUUUCUGAAGCUGAAAUUCAGAACAUGGUUGAUGAUUCUGAAAGAUAUGCUGAAUCUGAUAAGGAGCGUAAGGCUGCCAUUGAGGCCGCCAACAGAUCCGACAGUGUUCUAAACGAUACCGAAAAGGCUUUGAGCGAAUUCGCCGACAGACUUGACAAGACCGAAGCUGAUGGCAUUCGUGAGAAGAUCACCGCUCUCCGUGAGUUUGUCAGCAAGAGUCAAUCCGGAGAAGGUACUAUCACUGCUGCCGAGUUGAAGGAGAAGACCGACGAGCUCCAAAUGGCUAGCUUGAACCUCUUCGACAAGAUGCACAAGGCCCGUUCCGAGUCCGGAGAGGCCAAGCCAGAAGGUACCGAGGGCAGCGCAUCAGAAGGCGAGGCCAAGGACGGCGAGAAGAAGCCUUGAAAGAUUUAAUACAGGCAUAUUUCAUCUCAACUUUUUUAGCGAUAUCCAGGAGCGCACAUAGAGCUACCAUUCAUUGUAUUUUUGUACUCUUAUGUUGCAUAUAAAGCAACGAUCUCUCUUGUCACACAUACAUUUUUUCUUUUACUCAUCAUAGCUUUGGGACAAAAGGCGUUGGAGCAACCAAUGCUGUUCGCUAGAUUUCAGCGUUCAUGGAAUGUGUUACGAGGCAAAAAUUAUGGAAAAUGGCAUUACUCUGGCUGUGUAUAAAAAUUAGGAUAAGACGACGACGAAUAAUAUGACAUCCCCUCUCAUGACUGAACUUGGUCAUUCUAACUGCUAAUGGCAUUCAUGUUAUUGACCCUUAUAUGAUCAAUGUCAAAAUUUAAUCAUGUUUGAAGGCUCAAACAUAGCCUCGGCAUAAAGGCAUCUAGGUAGAUAAU